This is a messenger RNA of Penicillium griseofulvum, 1287 nucleotides long. RefSeq names its product Zn(II)2Cys6 transcription factor domain-containing protein. Gene Ontology annotation, molecular function: DNA-binding transcription factor activity, RNA polymerase II-specific; zinc ion binding. The record is from RefSeq and is a predicted model, not a curated record. The coding region runs from base 1 to 1287 and encodes 428 amino acids. NCBI's taxonomy places the organism in Eukaryota, Fungi, Ascomycota, Eurotiomycetes, Eurotiales, Aspergillaceae. Gene Ontology annotation, biological process: regulation of DNA-templated transcription. The transcript has 4 exons.
AUGUCGGGCCUUCCCAACGAUCACGACCCUAACCGUCAGGGUGAUCCAAAUCGUCAGGAUCCUCGAGAUAGAGAUCCUAGAGAUACAAGAGAUCCUAGAGCCCAGUGGAACAAUCCGGAUGAGCAGGCUUCCUACCCAUAUCCGCCGACUUCCUACCCUCCGCCACCUGACCAGGACCGUGCCUACCAAUAUCCUCCUCCCGCACAAUACGCGCCAUCUCAGUAUCCCCCUCCUCCGCAGUACGCCCCUUCACAAUAUCCCCCGGCGCAGUAUCCGGAUCCAAGAUAUCCGCAUCCACAAGCCAUGAACGCCAUUCACGGAGCGCAAGAUCCCUACCGCCUCCCUCCUCCGCCGGGUCCUUAUCGCGCCGAUACAUAUGGACCCCAAGCAGGACAAGGGCCUUAUCAAGCAGCAGCUCCGCGUCAGCGAACGGCCAUUGCAUGCCGUUACUGUCGGCGCCGGAAGAUUCGUUGCUCUGGGUUCGAGACCUCGGCAGAUGGACGGUGCAGCAACUGUGUUCGAUUCAAUCAAGAUUGCAUGUUCACUCCAGUCUCAUCUCAAACUCAAGCCUUUGUGCCCGCACAUACUGCCUACCCUCAUCUACGACCUGGACAGAAUGGACCUGGACCAGGCAGCCGCGGUGGACCACCUGUCCUGUAUGGCGCUCACGGACAGCCUCUGCCCCCUCAACAGCAGCCGCAGGGUCCAGAGACCACCUUGCCGCCGCCUCAAGGGAUGUACUAUCAAAACGGACGACCCCCCAUGGAUGGUGCCCCGCUUCCCCUUGCAUCAACCAUGCCCGAUCCGAGACAUCGUCGAGGCUCAAACUCUGGAUUCGAGUACCCCGAUCCAACCAAUCUGGCUCCCGUGACACCUGCCGGAUCUGCCCCAGGAUACCAAACUCACACCACGCCGAGCCCUUACGCAUAUCCCCCUCCGCCUGCUCACGAUCGACGCACUUCGCCGCCAUCCGCUUAUAACUAUGAUGCACGCCCCUCCUCCUCACCUCACGGCUCGCCCUUCCCACCUAUGCAGCCCCACCAGGCGCCCAUGACUCCACACCAGGGCAGCGUACCCCCGGUCUCUGCUCAGCAGGGCAGCGCACCAAUCAAGCAAAGUGGUACUCCUCAGCCAGGGGGUGUGACACCUCCGCCAACCUCUACCCCUGGUGGCUCCCAACGAGGUGGAUUGAACGUGCGCGAUAUGUUGAACCCCGGCGAUUCCCAAGGCCGUUCUAGUACCGAUAGCGAUAUGCUCAACGCGCUGAAUCGCCGUGGUCCGCAAUAG